Molecule: messenger RNA, 1960 nt
Organism: Ochotona curzoniae (black-lipped pika)
Lineage: Eukaryota; Metazoa; Chordata; Mammalia; Lagomorpha; Ochotonidae
Gene: EFCAB12
Product: EF-hand calcium binding domain 12
Exons: 9
Coding region: 1-1761 (586 amino acids)
Molecular function (GO): calcium ion binding
Source: RefSeq, a predicted model, not a curated record
AUGGCCGCGCCUCAGUCUGAUGGCAGUUCCGGGUCAAGUUGCCCUCCGUCGCUGCGGGAGGUCCGAUCGAACCUCAGAGUAUUCUACCACUCGUCCAUCGAAGAUGAAAACACCAUCCAGGUCCCCGCCUUCAAUCCUGAGCCGUUCACUGCCCACUGCUUCAAGCAGUUCAAGCAAAAGGAUUUGUGCCUGCCUCAGAGCCGACGGAGGGUCAUCACCGCGUCGGGCCAGGGGGAGCGUUCGCCCGCCAGCCCCCGCCCUCAGCCCCAGGCUCCUCCAGCGCCCGUCCCCCGCAGCAGAGCCCUGGAACCGGAAGGCAGCCAAGAGCUGCAGGAGGACAGGAAGAGCUGGCUAAGCAAGACGUUGAGGCUGAAGCAGGAGCUGGACGCCUUCGGUGACUUGCAGAAGUGGCUGCAGAACAAGGCCAAUGUCACGCCUCUGGAGGCCAAGGUCCUACACAUGGUCCACAGGGAGCAGGCUGCUCGACUGGAGGACCCUUUGACCCUUAGCAGGGCUGUCAAGAAGGAAGGCCUCCAUAUCUCUUCCCGCUGGACGGUGCCCCAGCUCCGCCUGCCCAGGCCCUCGUCCCUGUCAGUCAUGUUUUCCUACCUGCACAACCGCAGGAUUGAGAUCCUGGAUGUUUUUAACAAAGCCGACUGGAACAAGCACCACAAGAUUACCAGGGAGCAGUUCAUCCUGGCUCUCAAGGCAAUGAGGAUCCCUCUGAUGCAGCACGAGGUGGAGGACAUCGUGAUCUACCUGGGCUCUCUGGGCAAGCACAGCGCCAUCACCCUGGAGAUCCUCACCAGCACCUACAAGAGGUGGUGCCUGACGCAGCAGAGGAGCACCGUGCCCACGGCCAGGGAGUACUACCUCUUGGCCAGGGAGAGACUGCUCUCUCAGGCUUUCCUCAACAAACAGAAAGAAGAUUCUGUCUCCCUGCCUCCCAAGAUGGACCUCCUGAAGGUGCCUGAAGUCGACAUCAAGAUGGAGGCGAGACCUUUGACCCUGGAAGAGAUGGAGGAUGUGGGCAAGCGGUACCGAGAGAGGAAGCGGCAGCAGAAGCAGGCGAUCCCGGCCAUCCAGUACGCCGAGCGCUGCCGCCUGGUGCGCUGCGGGAACCAGCGCAUCGACGACCACUGCCUCCCGUCCACCCUCUCUGGGGAGAUGCGGGGCAUCCUGCACAAGACGCACAGGGACACCUUUCUGGUCUACCUGCAGUGCUGGAAGCUCUGUGAGAUCUACAGCCUCCCGCUGACAGAGGACAUCCUCAUGAGAGCCCUGCUAUAUCCGGGAGACAAGAUCAUCUUCCAGAAGGAUCAGAUCCGCCCCAUCCGGCAGCCCGGUGGCUACUACUCCGACAAGAAGGCCUUCCUUUGGAACCAGGCCCUGAACUUGGCCCACGGCCACGAGCUUGGAUCUAAGAUGGACAAAACGGACAAGAAGACACCCAAGAAGACCAAGAAAAUGCUCUUCAGGGAGUUUGAGGAGUUCACCAGGAAACUGAAGGCGAAGCGGUCCAGCGGCCUGCAGCAGUACACCCGCGCCAAUUCCUUCUGGCCAGGUCACCUCCUGGAUAAGCUGCGCCUCUACCUACCCACGGUGACCACGGAUCGGAGCCUGGCGCUCUUCAGCUGUGUCCAUCGCGAGCCCCACGCCUACCCUGCCACCUACCACCCGGACCACUGGUGGCCUCUGAGGGACAAGGACUAUAUGACCCAUGCCUACUAUGAUUCCGCCAAGGUCUACUUCCUCAAUUAGGAUGGCCCGGGUGCUGCACCCGAGCGACCCUGGACAGCGGGCAGGGCGGCGAGAGGCCCAGAGCCCUCGUCAUAGGAGUGUCGAAAAAAGAGAGAUGGUUCGGGGACAUGGCUUGGGGCCAGCUCCUCCUGCCUAGAUGUCCAGUGUCCCCAAAGGUGGGUGUGUGGGUGUGUGCAGGAACAGACUGGUGUGCGACUAU